GCCCGUGUGUGACUGCAAACUGGCUGCUGGCUGCUGGCGGAGCGAGGCAGGGGACAGAAACCCACUGAGUUUCAUCUGAACGCACCGAGGCCUCAGCAUCUCCGCGCUGCCGCCACAGGGAGGCCCAGACGACCGGCUGAGCUGUGCGCUGCAGUUUAAGAACUUUAUCCCCUUUUAAUCCACUUUGCCUUCUGCCACAUGCAGACAUGGAGGAGCCGGAUAUACGACAACAGAAGCUGGACAACCAGCGAACCCUUCUGAUCAAAAAGCAGCAAAAGAAGAGGGCGGACUCUCAAAUGGUGACAGCCAACUGGGACACCCGCAAAAAGAACCUGAAGCUCAAAGCCUCCCAAUCUGAUGAAACCCCUCUGUUGAUCAGCCAAUCCCUGAGCAGCGCUUCACUUAGUGAUCAAGUGGAGCACGCCCAUGAUAACCCAAUGGAUGUGAUCACGUUGGGUGAAUGCAACUUGACAGCCAGUGAGACUUUAGAGGAAACUCUUUCAGAGAUGCCGGCUACUCCGCAAAAAAUGAACUUGGAAACCGACAAAGAGACUGAGGUGAGGUGUGAGGUGGACAGCGACGCCCAGGCGGAGGGAAAAAAGACAAAGAAGAAAGAUGUGAAAAAAGAAAAAGCAAAACGAACUACAGAGGUGGAACAAAACGACGAGAAGGAGAAAGAAAAGGACAAAGACCUGGAGAAAAAGGAGAGAAAAACAAAGACGAAGGACAAAGGGAAAGAAUCUGAAGACUCCCAGAAGACAAACAAGACGAGCAAAGAACCAAAAAAGACGCAUUUGCAGGAGGCCUCGGCUCAAGAGGCAGAGUCGAUGGUGGAGGAGGCGAAGAAGAAGAGAUGUGAUGAGAGUGACGAUGAUGAGGACGACAGGUCAAACAGGCCGGUCCCUGAGUCGUCCAAGAAGAAAAAACAACUGGACACAUCCAGGUGCCAAAUAAGUGACGAGAGCAGGGACGACGAAGUCCAGGAAAAGGAGAAAAAGGAGAAAAAGGAGAAAUCUGAGAAAAAGGAGAAAAAGGAGAAAAAGGAGAAAAAGGAGAAAAAGACAGAGGAAACGGAGAAAACUACGCCGAGUCUGGCGUCGCUGAACUCCAACUACAGGGCGAGCUCAUCUUCAGGCAGCGAAUCGAAUGAAAGAUCCACCUCCCCAAUGUCAGUGGAGGAUCUGGAGAAGUUUGCUUUGCGUCCUGCUCCCAGGGACGUGACCAUCCAGUGCAGGGUCACCAGGGACAGGCGAGGUAUGGAGAAGGGCAUUUACCCGACGUACUACCUCCACAUGGAGAAGGAGGAUGGAAAGAGGGUUUUUCUAAUGGCGGGUAGAAAACGGAAGAAGUGUAAAACAUCCAACUACCUAAUUUCCACGGAUCCGACAAAUCUGUCCAGAGACACAAACUGCUACAUAGGAAAACUAAGGUCCAAUGUCCUGGGUACAAAGUUCACAGUCUAUGACGGAGGAGAAAACCCAGAGAAGAAGCCCUUCAUUAAAGAGAGUGAAUCAGUGCGGCAAGAGCUGGCAGCAAUUUGCUAUGAGACGAAUGUGCUGGGUUUCAAGGGUCCAAGGAAAAUGACAGUGGUCAUCCCCGGCAUGCUGGGAAAUGACGAACGAGUGUCCGUCUGUCCAAAGAGUGAGCUCGAAACUCUUCUGGGCUGCCACGCGAACGGCAAGACGGACAAACUGGUCACACUGGUGAACAAAUCCCCGAGCUGGAAGGAGGAGACUCAGUCGUACGUGCUCAACUUCCAUGGGCGCGUCACUCAGGCCUCAGUGAAGAACUUCCAGAUCAUCCACCCUGACAACGACGACUACAUAGUGAUGCAGUUUGGCCGUGUGGCCGAGGACGUCUUCUCCAUGGACUACAGUUUCCCCUUGUGUGCCCUGCAGGCCUUUGCCAUCACCCUGUCGUCGUUCGAUGGCAAACUGGCCUGUGAGUGACCAGCGCUGGUGUGCGCCUCAAGUGCUCAACUAGAUUCUCCAUCUAAGUAGAGAUCUGCACUCAAACUUUACCCAUCGUUUUCCCACGGGAUCACUUUUCACGUGUCCACAAUAAAUAUAUAGACUUGGAUUUCUGCGGAGAACCGAAUUAUUUAACCACUCACUUUAUAUUGAAGUGGUGUAAGUUAGUACAGGUGAAUUUAAUGGUGUUUUUUUUAUAUCGGCGUAAAGGAGUUGUGCAAUAAAAUAUUGAGGACAACCGUGUCAACACCACCAGUGAAAUAUUAA
Platichthys flesus (European flounder) is the source of this 2237-nucleotide messenger RNA. RefSeq names its product tubby protein homolog. Gene Ontology annotation, cellular component: cilium. Gene Ontology annotation, biological process: protein localization to cilium. Lineage: Eukaryota; Metazoa; Chordata; Actinopteri; Pleuronectiformes; Pleuronectidae. The coding region runs from base 207 to 1949 and encodes 580 amino acids. The transcript has 13 exons. The record is from RefSeq and is a predicted model, not a curated record.